CGUUAUAAGCACAUUAAAAUAGAUAACGAGUUAAUGUUUUUGUAUGGUGACUAUGUAUUUUGGUUACUAUGACUAUGGCUCUACAAGUCUGCGCUAGUUGCUAUUACUAAUCGAUUUGCAGUCUUCUUGUUUUCAUAGCGGCGUGCUUGUGACGGUACGAUUAUUCUAGGCAGUGUUCAUGGAAAUGGUUUCGGAAGCUAAGGUUAAUGGAAAUGAUGCACCUUCUGAGGUGCUGCCGGCUUUGGCUGAGAAGCCUGUUGGCUUACCACCUGGUAAGUACUCUCUUGUGGGUUGGGACAUGGACACUACUGGCCGAAGACUUAUUGAUGAGAUAUGUCAAAUAGCAGCAUAUACCCCUAAGCAAACAUACUCUCAAUAUAUAAUGCCUUAUGGUGACUUGAAUCCUGGAGCAAGACGUCGGCACAAUGUAAGAGUUGUUACUGUUGGACGGUAUCGGAUGCUUAAAGAUACUAUAACUCAUAAGAUAUUAAAGACAAAGUCUGAAGUGUCAGCCUUAACAGACUUCCUAGACUGGCUGGAGAAGGAGAAAGGAGAUGGCAGUGUCAUACUUAUAUACCAUGAACCUAGACGUCUUAGCCCCACAAUGUUGCUUGAGGCUUUAACUCGUUACAAGUUGUUGGACCGUUUCAAGACCAUAGUAGCAGGUUUCACAGACAGUUAUGCCUUGGCUGCCGAGAAAUGUAAAGCGACAGUGAAGUCUGUUUCUCUACGGGUACUAGCUCGAGUACUUUUAGAUGCAGAUACAUUGUCUGUUGAUAGUGCACUUGAUAGAGCUUCAACAGCCUAUCGGAUUGUUGAGCAUUUGUCACAAAGUGAACAGCAAGAAGUAGGUGGUGGUGGUGAGGGUAUUUCAGCGAGUGAAGACAUGGUAGAAACAGCCCGGGCCUGGGCGCGACCUGUACAUACAGAGCUUGAGGCACUUGAUAAGCUUAAAAAGCUGCUGGAAAGACAGAACACUUUCCGUCCGGUAUUUGCGCCACUCCUUCGUCUGGCGCGACCCGAACGCAAGCGUGUCACUCAGCUAAGACGGCUGUUAGCCGACGCCGGCUUGCUCUAUGACCACCUCAAAGAUGCUUGGCAGGAACGGCAGGUUUCAGGUUUAGAAACACAAUUGUCGGCACUUUCCGUAUCGGCAAAGGAAGAAGACAUAAAGGAGUUGAUAGAUAUAUUCGAUCGCCACUUUGAUCCAGCCAAAGAACCCAAGUCACCUAAACCAAGGGUCAACAAAAAUAGAACAACAUCUUCGGCUGGUGAAACAGGUGAGGCAGAGGGUAGCACCAGCGAAUCCCAGAAGAGCUCUGAGCAAAACUCUCCAGUCAAGACUAAUGAUGCGACUGCAAAUUUGGAUCAACAAAAAGAGGCGGUGGUCGCAAACUAACAAAAUAAAGCUUUUAAAAUUAUCAUUUAGCAUCGGCCAUACGGAUGUGAAUUACAUUUAUUCGUAUUAUACACUUAGGUUAAGUCCACAACGGAAUUGAUUAUUUGUUUUGCAUUGGUGGUCCUGGGGUCCUCUACUACUAAUUUUCAGUAAUUUAGUGAUUCUUAACUUGUCAACAAAUAGCUAAUAUUUAUAACAUAAAGAAUGUGCCAUCUAUAAGAUGAAUUAAGUGGUUAAGUCAGUGGCAUACAUGUACAAGCCCUGUGAUUUAAUAUACUAGUUAAAUGCUUGGUACUGAUUUUUUAUUCAAUAUAAGACAAGUUAAGAUCCUAUAUUAUUGUAGUAGAGGUAUGCCAUUCAUAAUAAUUAAAAAAAAAAGGAAAAGUACCCGUAUGCAUUUUUACAGCAUUCCCCAAUAUUUUUUUUGUUAAAAAUCAGUUUUAGCCUGUUUUUAGUUUUCGUUUUACAAUGCUUAGAAAACUAGAAAUGUGUAGUGAUGAGUGCCUUAGCAACUCAGUAAUAAUUAGGUAACAUACUACAGAUGAGACAAAAAUUUUCGUUGCUAUUUUAUUUGAUAAUUAGAUUUUUUUUAACUUGGAUAUCAAUAGUUUUCAAUAUUAGCCCAUCAUAUUGAAAAUUAAGGUUUUCAAGUAUUCAUGGGUUUCAGAAAACUGCAAUAAAUCUGCAUGUGACCUGAAAUUUUGUCUCAUUGUGUAUAUCUUUAUAUAAUUGGCUACAAGAUUGAAAAUACUAGACAGUUUGCCUUUUUAAGUGCCAAUUUUUCAAGCAUCACACCGUUUUUGAAGAUGUUAAAAUUGGAAAAUUGACAUUAGUAGCCAAUCAUAAAAGAAUAAUUAUUUUAUUUGUCGAUUGCUAUUUUUGGCGAUCUGAUGUCUAAUGACACGUGUGGGUUGUUUAAAAAUACUUAUCCUUAGCUUUUGUUAUUUGAAGUACAAUUAUUUAUUCGUACUCGAAAGCGUUUAUUUAUAUAGAGAUAACAUUUAUUUAUUUAAAACGUGCAAUCUUAAGAAAAGGAUGGACUGAUUUUAACAUCCACUUUUGUUUUUUUUUAUAUUUUAUUUGCAAAUGCUAUACUAAUUCUGUCGCAUGUACUCUUGCUGUAAGUUUUACCACACAUUACCGAUGUGUGUACCUAACUUACAUCUUAGUUAGUUUUAACAUAGACUGUACAUAUAAUUUAAUUUCUUAUUUUGUCGAGAUCUCUAAUAAAUAUGUAAGUCUAA
Molecule: messenger RNA, 2643 nt
Organism: Pieris napi
Lineage: Eukaryota; Metazoa; Arthropoda; Insecta; Lepidoptera; Pieridae
Gene: exu
Product: maternal protein exuperantia
Exons: 10
Coding region: 179-1399 (406 amino acids)
Biological process (GO): bicoid mRNA localization
Molecular function (GO): RNA binding; protein homodimerization activity
Source: RefSeq, a predicted model, not a curated record